This is a messenger RNA of Teleopsis dalmanni, 911 nucleotides long. RefSeq names its product mediator of RNA polymerase II transcription subunit 4 (gene MED4). Gene Ontology annotation, molecular function: transcription coregulator activity. The coding region runs from base 93 to 854 and encodes 253 amino acids. Gene Ontology annotation, cellular component: mediator complex; core mediator complex. NCBI's taxonomy places the organism in Eukaryota, Metazoa, Arthropoda, Insecta, Diptera, Diopsidae. Gene Ontology annotation, biological process: regulation of transcription by RNA polymerase II. The record is from RefSeq and is a predicted model, not a curated record. The transcript is spliced from 3 exons.
GCCUCUGAGGUUUUGUUAUGUUUGACGUGCCGUGAAGUCUGAAGCUGUGUCGGCAUACAAAAGUAAGAAGUUGGAAAUUAAAUGGUCAAAGAAUGACUUUUCACUUAAGCACGAAGGAACGUUUGCUUUUGCUCAUUGAUGAUAUAGAAUUAGUAGCAAAAGAACUCAUCGAAAAUACAAUUGCACCCAAACAUCAAAAGAUUUCAACAACGGAACAUGCUGCACUCGUGGAUUUAUUGGUGUCCAAGGAUGAAGAGUUUCGCAAGAUGUUGGAAUUAGCAGAUGAGCAAGCCAAAAUAGAGCAAGAAAUGGAUCAAAUAAGAGCAGAAGUAGAAGUGCAUGAUCGUGAGAUACAAAAGUUACAAAAAUCACUUAAAGAAGCUGAAUUUAUUCUAUCGACGGCAUUAUUUCAAGCUCGACAAAAAUUAGCCAGCAUAAAUCAAGCAAACAAAAGGCCUGUAUCUUCCGAGGAAUUGAUAAAGUACGCUCAUCGCAUAAGUUCGGCCAAUGCAGUUAGUGCGCCACUUACUUGGUGUAUUGGUGAUAUGCGUCGACCUUAUCCAACGGAUCUUGAGAUGCGUAAUGGUUUUUUGGGAAAAUCAGAUUUAAAUAUAAAUGGUGGCAUUGUAGCACAUCAGAAUAAUAUAUCCGAUCCAAAUCGCAAUAUGGCAGAAGUGCCCAAUGCAUUUCAAAAUCAAUUUAAUUGGAAUAAUUUGGGUGAGUUGCAUAUGUCAAUGGGUUCCAGCGGUAACUCAGUUGCAUUGGAAACACGUUCUCAUAAAGAGGCAUCACAAGAUGAUGUUGAGGUGAUGUCAACUGAUAGCUCCAGUUCGAGUUCCAGUGACUCGCAAUAAUAGAUUUUUGUUUUAUUUUAUUAUUUAUCUGAAAAAUAGUAAUAUUUCUCAUAUUAG